Laetiporus sulphureus 93-53 is the source of this 682-nucleotide messenger RNA. RefSeq lists its product as uncharacterized. Gene Ontology annotation, molecular function: structural constituent of ribosome. The record is from RefSeq and is a predicted model, not a curated record. The coding region runs from base 1 to 564 and encodes 187 amino acids. The transcript has a single exon. Lineage: Eukaryota; Fungi; Basidiomycota; Agaricomycetes; Polyporales; Laetiporaceae. Gene Ontology annotation, biological process: mitochondrial translation.
AUGUCCUCCUCACUGCUCGCGCUGCGCGAAUCGCUCUUUCCCCUCCGCGUCGCGCAGUCCUCCGUUCGCUAUGCCACCAAGAAAGAGUACGUCGGCGAACAGCGCUACGAAAUAAUGCGCCGCGCACUCUACCCCCCGACCAUCCGCAACAGGCCCUCCCCGACUGGGACUUGGAGACCCGACGUCGGGCGGCGCCUCCAGCGCGCCAUCCCCUCCGUGCAGGCCCAUGAUACCAUCGAGCGUGCGUGGUUCCUCCACAAACGACACAUCCGACGACAGCGGCAGGCCGAGCUGGAGAGAAAGUUUCGCUGCAUGACGCAUGCGAUGGAGGUGCUGAUGAAGAUCAGUCCGAACUUGUACGCAGAGGCGAACAAGGAGGAGGACCCGCGUGUGCGGACCAGGCAGGAGACGGAACUUGCAAAGACGUUAAGGAUCCCAGAGAAGAAGGCGUUAGAGGCGAGGGUGAGGGGACUGUUCCCCAGAGAGUUGCGUAUACCGACGGACACGCCGUCGCGGGAUGGCUGGAAUUAUGAUUGGAAGCCUGUCAUUCCCCGACGCGCAUAACCUUGUCAGCAACUUUAUGUCGUAUUUCUCUUCUAAAGCUCAUGAUCACCAUCAGAUAUGGGAGGAUGCAUGCUCGUUGGCGUGUAUGUGUUGCCAACACUGGCUUCCCCAGGGUCUC